Messenger RNA from Loa loa (African eye worm), 1227 nucleotides. RefSeq lists its product as hypothetical. The coding region runs from base 24 to 428 and encodes 134 amino acids. The record is from RefSeq and is a predicted model, not a curated record. The transcript has 3 exons. Lineage: Eukaryota; Metazoa; Nematoda; Chromadorea; Rhabditida; Onchocercidae.
GUUAAUUUCUUUAUGUUGCAGGUAUGCUGAAUAAAUUGGUACGUGAAGCGAAAUGGUGGGGUGAAACAUUUGUUGGUCUUGCUAAGGUUAUCGCCAGCCCUAAUGCUCCUAUUCCAGCUGCUGAUAUCCAUCCACGUCAACCGGCUAUCCCGAGUACACCUGCUGAAGGAUUCCGAGCAUUUCCAUUUCGCUGGUGGUGGAAAUUGUGUCCGUUUAACAGAAAUAUCGUUCUGUGGAUGUCGAUACUGAUUCCAAUAUAUAUAGCUAAGUUUCCACCAGAAAUUUGGAAAGCCAUGUUGGUACAUCAAAUUCCGGAACAUAUGUCUUUGCACAAAAGACGUGGGAAGGCACAGCGCAUUCAAGAUGAGUUGUACUUUGCGAAAUAUGAUCCACUGAAAGAAGAAACUCCAGUUGGUGUUAGAAAGUAGCUCUCAUAUAGUGUUUUCCACUUCAUGUAGAUGAUAGUUGGAUUUUUGACUUUCAUUAACUGGCCUAAUGAAUAUUAUCAGAUUUUUAUAGAGUGAUCUUGCUAUUUAUCCCAGUAAAGAUGCAUUUUUUAUGUCUGUGGUUUUCAUGCGUUUGAACGACGUGAGCUUUCGCAAGGUUUGGAAAUUGAAGCAUUCUAUUAAGCGAUGGGAGGCUGUUAUAGUAAGGAUGUGGGAGAUGAUUGGUUGCGUUCUGCUGGCUUCAUCUUACAUAACUUUACCUUUCCUUAUUUGGAGUGUACAAAAUUUUGCAACUGCUAUAGAAAGGAUCGUGGUACUUGUCUGAGGAACCAAUUGUCUUCGCUCUUAUGUGCAUGGAUAUCUCCAUGUAUUCGUAAGUAUUCGUAAUGUAUUCGUAAGUAUUCGUAUGUAUUCGUAAGUUGUAUUUUGGAGCUGAAGUGUGUUAACGACACAUUCCAAAACCUUUGAAAGCUUCAAUCUGAGAGUUGUACACCCCUUCAACACUUUACAGCAACGUCGGUGCUAUCAUCCAAUUUCUGCUAUAAUAGAAUGCAUUUUCGAUGCCGGUUGUAACCUGAGUUUGCAGCUUACUUGUCUCACUGUUCUUGAAAUGUGAUUUGCUCCAAUUAUCCCGUUUAUCUGGCGAGUAAGGUUGAAUUUAUAAAGCAGUAAAGUUUUUUUAGAGCGAAUGGCGACUGAAAUUAUUAAGUUCAUCAUGCUCUUAAAUUCGAAGAGAAAAGAAUCAUUUGUUGUUUACAAUUCGUCGAAAGAUUUGGUCCAG